Messenger RNA from Maudiozyma barnettii, 1071 nucleotides. It is a transcript of the gene TAF4, whose product is annotated as Taf4p. Gene Ontology annotation, molecular function: RNA polymerase II general transcription initiation factor activity; DNA binding. Gene Ontology annotation, cellular component: transcription factor TFIID complex. Gene Ontology annotation, biological process: transcription initiation at RNA polymerase II promoter. The transcript has a single exon. The record is from RefSeq and is a predicted model, not a curated record. NCBI's taxonomy places the organism in Eukaryota, Fungi, Ascomycota, Saccharomycetes, Saccharomycetales, Saccharomycetaceae. Bases 1 to 1071 code for a protein of 356 amino acids.
AUGUCCAAUACACCUUCUUCAAGUAACGCACCAGUAAAUGAUACAAUAGCUGACACUAAAGAUAACAUAGAUGAUGUCAAGAAAAGAGAGCUAGAGAAUGAUACUAGCAAUGAACCAAAUAAGAAAGUUAAACUUGAAGAAAAAAGUGAUAGUAAUGGUACGACAGAAGUGAAAUCCACAAAUUUAGCAUUACCAAAAGCUGAUGAGAAGAAGAAAACCAAAAAGAAAGAAAGUUCAAGUAGUAAAAAAAAAGAUAAUACCAGUGGACAAGAUUCUACAAAAAAUUCAAAUAAUGCUCAGCAAAAAAUGGAUCCUAAUAAGAUGCAAGAUGUCUUAUUUUCAGCUGGGGUCGAUAUCAGAGAAGAAGAAGCUCUACUACAUUCCUCGAUUAAUGCUUCCAAGAAUGCUCAAGCGCAGAAUGCAGUUGUUGCAAAACUUCUUAAAAAUCCCCCAUUUCUACAUCCUGACCAAGUUUCCAAGAUGAUGAAACGAGCUCUUAUAAAUCAAAAUUGUAAAAAUGUGAAUGAAAUGGUGAAAAAUAAUGACAUAUUGAGUAUGAUGUCGUCUGCAUGUGAAUCAUAUAUGAGAGAUAUAAUAACGAACGCUGUGGUGAUAUCUCGCCAUCGUAGAAAAGCUGUUAAGAUUAAUUCAGGAAGACGAAGUGAAGUGGCAACUGCUUUAAGAGCCAUAGCUAUACAACAGAAGAAGGACGAAGAGAGACGUGUUAAAAAAAGAAUAGCAUUAGGCUUAGAAAAAGAGGAUUAUGAGAAUAAAAUUGAUUCCGAAGAAACAUUACAUCGUGCUUCGAAUGUCACAGCAGGAUUAAGAGCAGGCAGUAAAAAACAAUAUGGUUGGUUGACAAGUUCAGUUGGGAAACCAACAAACACAGGUGUUAAAGCUACAGGCCGUGUUGCAUCUGAUAUUGCAGCAAGAGGUGAUAGUGGCUUAAAAUAUAGAGAGGCAAGAGAGGAACCUGGUAUUGUCAUGAGAGACCUACUAAACGUUCUUGAAAAUAGAAGAAUGGGUGUACAUAACGUAAUUUCAAAAGGUUACGCAAGGAUAAGAGAUUAA